AUGUACCAGCAAUCACGAACCCCCUACAAUCGUCAGCAAUACUACAGCCGACCUACAGGUCAGUCGACGUCGACGUCGACUGAAAUCCACGACUCUUUCGCUACACUCCCUUUCGAUCAAUACCAGCCUUACAACCUCCCAAAUAUCCUUCAGCAACCCUUCUCAAGACCACUAGACCUUCCCUUAGACUUUGUCGACGUGCCAGAUCAAUCGACUGAUGAGGUAGUCUAUCUGGGCCGCGAUACCAUCAUCCAAGAGAUCAACGACCGAUCCUCAGUGCAAAUUCCUUCAUUUUCGUCGGGCCAAGGGGGAUACAACAACCCCUUCGAUACACAGCCUCUGGCAUCAAGUUUGCAGUUACUAGAGCCCUCUGCAAAGAAAGGUGCAUCCCGAAAGGUCAUUGUUGCCGCCAAACAGGCCCGUAAAGGCAACAAGGGUCGAUCUCUUCGACACGACGAAGGAAUCGACCCUUCGACCGCUCUAGAGGCCUCGCAGUCUAUCGUACAGUCUCACCUGAGGGCUAAGGGUACAAAGAAGGUCUAUCAAGGCUACAUGAAGAGGUGUAGAACAUGGCUGGACCUCUUUAACAAAACACGACAACCUGGCGACCCAAAUCUCGAAGGAGCGCUAGACGUCUUGAGCGAACGUUCUGCCCGAUGUGUUCACCUGUUCAUCGCUCACGGGGUCUCAGGCAAGAAUGGUACGAAGCCACACAGCAAAGACACAUGCGAUGGCAUCAAGGCCGCGUUGCGAGCAUACUUUCAAGAGACGUUCGGCAAUCAGUGCUACGGCGAAUUCUGGCACCAGCGAGAGAACGGAACGUGGCAUGGGAACCCUGUGUACGCUGAACCGGGUGUCACGAACCUAGUAACACCCGACGACAAGGUAUCACGAAACACGAUUCGACAUCGGAUCCGUCUACAACCAGCCUUUGACACGUCAUGGAGGUUAUCACGCGCGACGAAUCACGAAACACGAAUCGACAAGCGCGCGCGCGCUUCAGCAUCCGUCAUCUCGUUCAUCCCGACACUUGACACGUCAUGCGAUUCACAAAUCGACCUUGUCAAGUUAUUCGAGGUAACCGACCUCACCGGAGGUGACAGGUACAAGGACGAAAUCAAGAACGAUACGUUGGGGAAACCGACAUCGAAGGAACGGACGUCUGCCUACACAAAAGACGAAACGACCUUAGACAGGGACGGGAAGUAA
This is a messenger RNA of Filobasidium floriforme, 1209 nucleotides long. RefSeq lists its product as uncharacterized. The transcript has 3 exons. NCBI's taxonomy places the organism in Eukaryota, Fungi, Basidiomycota, Tremellomycetes, Filobasidiales, Filobasidiaceae. Bases 1 to 1209 code for a protein of 402 amino acids. The record is from RefSeq and is a predicted model, not a curated record.